CGUCGCCACAGUUGUCGCGGCUACCCAGCGCUGGGUCGGCGGCUGCAGACGCGGCGCUGCAGCGGCUGCGGACGCGGACGCGCCUGCUGACGGUCGUGACGGGUGGUGUCAUGAUCCCAGGCUGCAUUCCUGCGAGGUCUGGGCACGCUGUGGCGGCAGCCAGCAUUUGGGUGCUGCGGGCGCUGUGGGGGAUGACGGGGCUGCCAUCGUGCUG
Molecule: messenger RNA, 214 nt
Organism: Monoraphidium neglectum
Lineage: Eukaryota; Viridiplantae; Chlorophyta; Chlorophyceae; Sphaeropleales; Selenastraceae
Exons: 1
Source: RefSeq, a predicted model, not a curated record